Messenger RNA from Parnassius apollo (apollo), 621 nucleotides. The record is from the annotation of a GenBank genome assembly. NCBI's taxonomy places the organism in Eukaryota, Metazoa, Arthropoda, Insecta, Lepidoptera, Papilionidae.
AUGUAUACAACAUUUACAAAAAAAAAAUGCGCAAGCGAUAAGGUGAAACCAAUAUCAGCUUGUUUUUUUUUUAACAAGUUUGAUGAACUGAACGUAAGCAUUAUCAAGCCAAAGAAGGAUAGGUGUGAUGUUUGCUGCGGUUAUGAAACCAAAAACGUGACAGAAGAGGUUUACAAAAAACAUAUUGAGAAGAAAAAGGCUGCAAGACUAGAAAAAGAAGCUGAUAAAAAGUUGGCUAUUGUUGAAAAAAUUACGGUACUUACUGUAGAUUUGCAGAGCGUGAAGGUUUGUCCCAAAGUUCAAGCUAGUGCUGUCUAUUAUGAGACAAAGCUUUGUUGUCAUAAUUUUACAGUUUACAACUUAGCAACUCACGAAGUAACCUGUUAUUGGUGGCAUGAAUGUGAAGGCGAGCUACAAGCAUCCAACUUCGCUUCUUGUCUAGUAGACUACAUACAAGAGAAGGUUCCUAAAACUAUUCCACUAGUUAUUUUUAGUGAUGGAUGUACAGCCCAGAAUCGAAACUCUAUCAUGGCUAAUGCUCUUCUUGACUUGGCUAUGAAAGAAAACAUAGUAAUCACACAAAAAUUUUUGGGAAAAGGGCCAUACCCAAAUGGAGCGUGA